CAGAAACACGAGAGGCCACGGAACUUGAUCCUCUAAGGCACACCUGCAUCCAUCAAAGACCCUUCCAACAGACAUCUUCAACACCACCAUCCCCUCCAUUAUCCUCCCACAGCCCGAUCACAGUCAAAGGCUACACUUGAUGCGCCUGCGAUAGCAUAACGAUACCAUCCCCUGUCGGACAACAGACUAGAUCAUCCACUAGCAGUAAUCGCGAACAUCACCAACCUUCCAAAAACACCCCUUACGAAGUCCCCUUUCCUGGAGGUACCGAGUCCUCCUAUUCCCAACCGCAGAGAUGGACGACAAAAAGAAUGAAGAUUUCAACAUCAAGAUGCCAGAGUUCAAUUCGGGGAGGUCGUCGCCCUCUUCCAAAGAACCCUUCCUUGCGAGAUCCCCCAGGCACAAUUCGGCUGGUCCACCUGCCAUGUCCAGCAUUACGAAUAGUCCUCCCAUCUCUAUUUUGGCAUACUGCUUAGCAUCGAUUUCCAUGACCGUGACGAACAAAUACUGUGUUUCGGGAGCAAACUGGAACCUCAACUUUUUCUACCUAGCGAUUCAAGUAUGCCAAUCCACUCUAUAACAGCUAUAUGAAGGAAACUAAUCAGAAAUCAGUCUCUUGUCUGUAUUAUCGCCAUUAUUAUCUGCAAGCAAGUUGGGAUGAUUACAAAUUUGGCGCCAUUUGACGCGAAAAAGGCCAAGACUUGUCAGUAAACUGUUGAAUUUUAGAAAAGUCGGAGUAUUAAUUCUCUGCAGGGUUCCCAAUCUCUCUCCUCUUGGUUGGAAUGAUCUACACCAGCACGAAAGCCCUCCAAUUUCUGUCCGUUCCCGUCUACACCAUCUUCAAGAACUUGACCAUCAUAGUCAUCGCAUAUGGAGAGGUUCUCUGGUUUGGUGGAAGUGUUACGGCAUCCGCCCUGUUCUCCUUUGGUCUUAUGGUUCUCAGUUCCGUGGUGGCUGCCUGGGCUGAUAUUCAACACGCGCUUUAUGGAAGUGCAGCAAAGAGUGUCGAGGCUGCUGAAGCCAUCUCAACAUUGAACGCAGGUUAUAUGUGGAUGGGAAUGAAUGUUUUCUGCACUGCAGCAUACGUUCUCUCUAUGCGCAAAGUUAUUAAGAAGAUGAACUUCAAGGAUUGGGACAGUACGUUGAAAUCCAUUUUUUGAGUUCGGUAUUGAAAAUUUGCUAAUGUUGCAUAGCUAUGUUCUACAACAACCUCCUCACCAUCCCUGUCUUGUUCCUCUGCUCCUUUAUCUUCGAGAACUGGUCUUCAAAGAAUAUUGCCUUGAACUUCCCCGAAGAGUCACGCAACAAGUUGAUUUCCGGCUUCAUCUACUCCGGUCUGGCCACCAUCUUCAUCUCAUACUGCUCCGCUUGGUGUAUUCGUGUUACCUCUUCUACCACAUACUCCAUGGUUGGAGCACUCAACAAGCUCCCAAUUGCCGUCAGUGGUCUUAUCUUCUUCGCUGCACCAGUCACUUUCGGAAGUGUGUCGGCAAUUAUCAUUGGGUUUGUUAGUGGUAUUGUUUACGCUUGGGCCAAGGUCAGACAAUCUCAGAUGAACAAGAUGUCUUUACCUACAUCGCAACCAGUCAUGAGUGCCAGCUCUCAAAGCAACCGGGAUGCUUCAAGCUCCUAAAUUUAAUACGCAUGCGCCUGGCUGUAUUCUUCCUUUCCUCGGCUUAGCGCUAUUCGAGACUCGAUUCAUGUCUCUUUUCAAGAAUCUAAUUCAACCAUACUCUCCAUUGGGAAGAGGAAUGAGAAGUUUCUGAUUCGAAGGAAUCAAAAAGAAUCCUUUUUUUGCUUAUGUAUUAUAAUUUUUCCCUUUUGUGUUGAGUUUUAGAUGGUGUGAUUCGGUAUCAUACGAACUAAACCGGGUAGAAUCGUUGCAGGCUUUCUAAGGAGCGUGCAUGAUAUACCGAUGAGGCGUCAUUCUUGAAUCAUGGGUGCAUUGUAGGGAUUGUCAACCAAAAACGAAUAAUGGAACCAUAGAAUAUUUAGUACCUAUUUGUGAUGA
Hymenoscyphus albidus is the source of this 2011-nucleotide messenger RNA. The record is from the annotation of a GenBank genome assembly. Lineage: Eukaryota; Fungi; Ascomycota; Leotiomycetes; Helotiales; Helotiaceae.